CCAAAAAUAUAUGACGAACUCUAGGCGCGUGGACAGUCUUGUCUACUUUGGAUACUGGGCACACCCAACACUAUCUACCCUAUUUCUAAUUUCCUUUCCCUCCCUCCCACACACACACACACACACAAACACACACACCGUCCUCGCGACAACAGACCCCCUUUUUAGAUUCAACAGGUAAUUCCCCCACAGGAUGUAUGACUGGCUAGCUGGAUGGAUCGAUGGAUGGAUAUCUGCUUCAUAUUCUGACCCCCUGUUCUGUUCUGUUCUCUUUCCAGUUCAGUUCCUUUCCCCUCCCCAAUGGAGUACUAUUAUUACUAUAACCAUUACCAUUGCCAUUGCCAUUGCCACUAUCAUUAUUAUGAUUUCCACAUUCAAUGCACCCUUCAAUAAUCCAAGAGAACAUGAUGCACAAUCCUGCCGUUGCCCGGGCCAUUCAUGCUUCGGUACAGCAGUACUUCUUCAUCUAGUUAUUGCUUCUAGGCCACGCGCGACUUCCUUUCUAUUUUAUUUUAUUCUAUUUUGUCUUCUUUGUUUUCUUCUUUUUUUUCUCCUUUUCUUCUUCUCUUUUUUCUUCUUUUUUUUGGUUUGGAUCCUAUCACCUGUCUUUCCUCUUACUUCCUGCGGGUAUCCGGUCACUUUCUCAUCUCGUUACUUUUGGACUUUAUGUCAAAAUGUCUUUCAGGAUCCAAUUCAGGCUUACCAUAUGGUUAGCGAGCAAGGUCAUCUAUUUAGUUGGCGUUAUGGAUGAUGAUCGGGGUGGGUGGAGGUAGGUAGCUUAUCUCUUUCAUUAUUAGUGGGUUGUGGUGAACGAGUGUAGUAUACAUCAGUCUCAUGAUUGCACAUUCUCAUAAUACAUCACAAGAAUCAAAGGCAGAAUCAAAGAAUCGUGAAAAGCAAGCCCUCAAUGGCAGAAAGGUGUACCGU
Messenger RNA from Aspergillus sclerotioniger CBS 115572, 927 nucleotides. RefSeq lists its product as uncharacterized. The transcript has a single exon. Lineage: Eukaryota; Fungi; Ascomycota; Eurotiomycetes; Eurotiales; Aspergillaceae. Bases 194 to 751 code for a protein of 185 amino acids. The record is from RefSeq and is a predicted model, not a curated record.